Molecule: messenger RNA, 1053 nt
Organism: Stylonychia lemnae
Lineage: Eukaryota; Ciliophora; Spirotrichea; Sporadotrichida; Oxytrichidae
Source: the annotation of a GenBank genome assembly
AUGAAUCUGAGUGUAAACAGUAGAAAUAUCAACUGUAAUUACAAUGAUCCUAAGUCACCUGAAUUGAAGAAAUUUAGGUCUAAAAAGAGUUCGAUUGAGGCAAAUUAAAGUACUCAGAGUAAAAGCAAACAAUAUCUGACAUUCGAUUCAUUUCGAACUUAAACUAGAUUGAAGAUGUAAAGAAAUGUGUUUUUCAAUUAGGACAGCUCUACAAUGUUUGGGACUUAAAUGUUUGACAGCCCAUAUUUGAACAGCACCUUUGCAAAAGACCAAACACCGGCUAAGAUAUAAAAUAUUUUGACGAUGAAUGGCUCUGUGUUGCAAGGUGAUAGCCCAUAUUUGGAUAAACUUAAUUAAUCUUUACAUUCUUAACUAGCUAGAUCUUUUAGUAAAUAAGAAAAAAAUGACAACAAAAUGGCUGAGAAACUUAAAAUAAAUAUGGGGUUCUUAUCCUUCAAAAAAGCAAAGAGACUUUCCCCACAGAAAUUUUAGUUCAAACAAUCAGAAAAGCAUGAAUUCCAAAAUGCAAAUUAAAAGUUUUUCAAAUAGAACCCUUAACUACUUGAAUUCAUGAAAACAUAUCAAGCAAAACCAGAUGAUAAGAAAGAUAAAGAUGAAAAAGGUAACAAGUUUGGCAAUGAAUAUGAUGAUUAGACCAAUCAAAACUCUCCUAGCAGGAAGAAAAAGCUGGAAGAGGAUUCAAAUGUGCUAUUCAUGAAUAAGCGAAUGAAAAAUGUCAAAGAAAAAAGUCUUCUCACUGUAGAUAAAAGAGCUCUUGGAAUUUAUGAUAGAUUUAACGAUUCUAUAUAUGCUCAGCAGAACACUAGUAAAUCUCCACCUACUGGCUAAUAUUUCAAGUAUAAUACUCCUGUUAGAGUUGCCUAGAACAGUAAGCAGUUAGUGUUUAUGAAGGACUCCUAAUUUGAAUAGAAUAUAAUACCCUAGGAGCAUCUAAAGAAAACCAAAGAUGAGAUUAAAUUCAGAAAAACUGUGAGGACUGAAAAUUUAAAGCAGUUUGGAAACAACUUUAAAGCUUAAAACAACUAAUAAUGA